This is a messenger RNA of Contarinia nasturtii (swede midge), 805 nucleotides long. It is a transcript of the gene mRpL40, whose product is annotated as 39S ribosomal protein L40, mitochondrial. The coding region runs from base 127 to 717 and encodes 196 amino acids. Gene Ontology annotation, cellular component: mitochondrial ribosome; mitochondrial large ribosomal subunit. The record is from RefSeq and is a predicted model, not a curated record. The transcript has 4 exons. NCBI's taxonomy places the organism in Eukaryota, Metazoa, Arthropoda, Insecta, Diptera, Cecidomyiidae.
AUGUCAAAUAUAUUUAUAGGUUGUGGUCAAAUUUCUGUAUUUUUGCUCAGUCAAAAAAAUCUACCAUAAAUAUAAAAACAGUUUGGAAAAUUUGUGUUUUAUUUUAAUAUUUUCCGAAUUGAAAAGAUGUCAAUAAUUGCCGCAUUUUCAAAGUUAUGUGUUAGCAAUGCAAUCAAAACUAUACACAGAUGCUCCCAACAACAGUUCCAUAUGACACCAAUUGUGUACGCUGAACCAAUGAAAAAGCGGAAACGUUUGGACCCGGCCAUCAUCAAGAGUCGUAUUGAUCGAAGAAAGAGAAAGAUCGAAAAGGCAAUUCGUCGGCUGCAGAAAAAUAGCCGACAACUCAAACCAAUCGAAGAGGUUGAGAAACCAAAGGCCCUGGUAAAAAUUGAGGAUCAAAUUGCUCGUAAGCGUCCACCAAUCCAAUUGAACGAUGAACAAAGGGAUUAUAGAGCUCUACUUCAAAAGGAUUGGACACGAUACAAGCGGCAGCAAAACCUUGAAUUGAAUCAGAUUUGCAAGCAAAUUUUCGAAAGUCAAAACAAAGCUCUACAAGAACUUCGACUUGAAUCGGAGGUAUUGUAUCAAGCGGCCAUUCAACCUGAUGAAAAUCUACUACCAGUAACUCUUAAAGGACCUGUAAAUACGCCACCAAUCAAAAAUUAUGACUCACCAGACGGAGAAUACAAGGACGUUAGCAAAAAGUGGGAUUGAUGUGGUUUUAUGAUAUUCUAUGUAGAUGAGAUGGGCAUACACGAAAAUGCGAAAAAAAACUUAUGAAAUAUAAAUUAAUAGAAAAAAU